Molecule: messenger RNA, 2286 nt
Organism: Dioscorea cayenensis subsp. rotundata (Guinea yam)
Lineage: Eukaryota; Viridiplantae; Streptophyta; Magnoliopsida; Dioscoreales; Dioscoreaceae
Product: abscisic acid 8'-hydroxylase CYP707A2-like
Exons: 7
Coding region: 198-1676 (492 amino acids)
Biological process (GO): abscisic acid metabolic process; sterol metabolic process
Molecular function (GO): heme binding; iron ion binding; oxidoreductase activity, acting on paired donors, with incorporation or reduction of molecular oxygen, NAD(P)H as one donor, and incorporation of one atom of oxygen
Source: RefSeq, a predicted model, not a curated record
UUAUUCCAGUUUCUAUAAAUACCAUCCUCCUCCUACAUCGCAGAAACACACAAACACCAACACACAGCAAACUAUCCUCCUCAGUCUCUCAAACAGUACCGGCAACUACUAGUUAUUCAUUAUCUAUUUCUAUCUCUUAUACUCUGUUUCUCCUUUGCUUUAGUUGCUCGGUAAAUUGCCACCCAAGUAAGGCUGGAAUGGUUUCCAUUAUUGUUGGCAUCAUGGUGAACACCAUUUCCUUGCUGGCUUUGCCGUCAGUUGUGUACCUCCUAUGGUGUCUGGUGUCAAAGGCAUGGGUUUGGGCAUGGUCCACCUCGAGAACCUUGCCUACUGAGGCCCAGCGUAAGCUGCCUCUGCCUCCAGGCUCUAUGGGAUAUCCUUAUAUUGGAGAGACCUUCCAGCUUUACUCCAAGAAUCCAAACAUUUUCUUCGCCCUCAAACAGAAGAGAUACGGAGCCAUCUUCAAGACACACAUCCUGGGGUGCCCUUGUGUGAUGCUAUCCAGCCCGGAGGCGGCCAAGUUCGUGCUGGUGACGAAAGCGCAGUUGUUUAAGCCGACGUUCCCAGCGAGCAAGGAGCGCAUGCUCGGUCGCCAGGCCAUCUUUUUUCAGCAAGGUGACUACCACGCUCGCCUAAGGAGACUCGUCCUCAGGGCUUUCAUGCCCGAUGCCAUUCGUUCCACCGUUGCUGACAUAGAGACCGUCGCCCUCACAACUCUCAGCUCUUGGGAUGGCCGCAUGGUUAAUACCUUCAAGGAGAUGAAGACUUAUGCAUUUAAUGUGGCACUUCUAUCUAUAUUCGGGAAAGACGAGAUUGGUCACAUAGAAGAGCUGAAGCAGUGCUACUACACGCUGGAGAAGGGGUAUAACUCGAUGCCCAUCAAUCUCCCUGGGACCCUCUUCCACAAGGCCAUGAAAGCCAGGAAGCAAUUGGGUGAGAUUGUGGCCAAGAUACUGGCAUCCCGAAGGGAAAGCAAGGUCCAGGCCAAUGACUUGCUGGCCUCCUUCAUGGAGGACAGAGAAGCUCUCACCGACGCCCAGAUUGCUGACAACAUCAUCGGCGUUAUCUUUGCUGCACGAGACACCACCGCAAGUGUGCUCACCUGGAUCGUCAAGUACCUUGGCGAGUACCCGGGUGUCUUGCAGGCUGUCAGAGAAGAGCAAGAGGAAAUCAUGAGAAUCAAAGAGAUGGGACAAGAUAAGAAUGAUGUUGACAAGUGCUUAACUUGGGCGGAUACCAAAAAGAUGCCAAUGACUUCCAGAGUGAUCCAGGAGACUAUGAGAGUGGCUUCAAUCCUGUCUUUCACUUUCAGAGAAGCAGUGGAGGACGUCGAGUUUGAAGGUUAUCUAAUACCCAAAGGAUGGAAAGUGCUGCCGUUGUUUAGAAACAUUCACCAUAGCCCGGACAACUUCCCGGACCCUGAGAAGUUUGAUCCUUCAAGGUUUGAGAAAUCACCGAAGCCCAACACCUACAUGCCCUUUGGAAAUGGGACCCACUCAUGCCCGGGGAACGAGCUUGCCAAGCUGGAAAUGUUGGUCCUUCUCCAUCACCUCACCACCAGAUACAGGUGGUCCUUGUCGGGAACCGAGAGUGGAAUUCAGUUCGGUCCUUUCGCACUGCCUUUGAAUGGACUGCCCAUCAGAUUCUUUCGGAAGACAUCAAGAAACAAUGGAUGAACAACCCAAGACCUUCUACAUUCAUCUCUGGCUAGCUAGCCAGCCAGCUAAGAUAGAUUGAUUGCUUACGGAAUUUAUGCCUGGCCCGGCUGGUAGAUACAAUACAUAUAUAUAUAUAUAUAAAUAGAUUAAAGGAAGUAAGGACCAACAAAGCUAAGUUAAACUAAGCUACGUAAUUCUAAAAAAAGCAAGACUGAUGACACCAAAAACACAUAACGUCACUACACCUGGGGACUGUUGAGAAUUUUGCAAUUAAGGUGAUUGCAAUUUCUCUCAUUGUAACAGAUGGAAGGAGAUCAGAGACCAUACACAACUGCUACAAUUUACAAGCAUGCGCUAAUUGCUUAUGCGCAGCAGCAGCAGCAGCAGCAGCAGCAGCAGUUAUAUUUAUUUUCAGAUAUGGGGAAGGCUGCAAAAGCUUCAGGCCUUCUCACAUAGUUAUGUAUGUAUACAAAGAGAGAGAGAGAGAGAGAGAGAGAGAGAGAGAGAGAAUUAUUUACAAUUUGGCGCUAUAACACCCGGCCUAAGGAUCGGGUAAAUAUGAAAUGUAAAAUUUUUUUUUUCUUGUUUUUUCAUUUACAUUUGUCUAUGAAGCUUUUGUGUUCCUUCA